This is a messenger RNA of Orcinus orca (killer whale), 2883 nucleotides long. It is a transcript of the gene NLRP13, whose product is annotated as NLR family pyrin domain containing 13. NCBI's taxonomy places the organism in Eukaryota, Metazoa, Chordata, Mammalia, Artiodactyla, Delphinidae. The record is from RefSeq and is a predicted model, not a curated record. Gene Ontology annotation, biological process: regulation of inflammatory response. Gene Ontology annotation, cellular component: cytoplasm.
AUGACUUCUUCUCCUAGCGUCUUUGUAGAUGAUGACUCCAGCGAUAAGCUACUGUCUCACCUGAUAGGCUGGGGUUGGUGUCAGCUGGAGGAUUUCAAACUUUGCUUCUGGUCCCCACAGCUGCUGCCUGAACACCAGUAGAUCUCCUGGGCAAACUUGAAAGCCAUCAGGCCCACUCACCUGCUCGGUCUGUUGAAGGAACACUUAUCCGUAAGGCAGAUAUGGGACGGGACCCUCCACAUCUUUCAGCACAUGAAGCUGACUUCGCUAUACGAGCAAAUGAGAGCAGAGAUGAAUGAUGGCACAGGUAUGGGGACCCCAAGAUCCAGACCAAGAAGAACCAGAGAUGCUGGAAGAAGAAACAGUGCUGGAGAGAAAAUGCCCAAAACCAGGGGGUCAGCAGGGCUGUGCUUCCUCCAGAAGCCUGGGGAGAGAAUCAGUCCUUCGUCUUUCCAGCUUCCUGUGGCUGUUGGCAUUCCUGGGGUUGUGGGAGCAUCACUUCAAUUCCCACUCUGUGGUCACAUGGCCUCCUCUUUUGUCUCGGAAUUCUCUCUGCCUCUCUUUUAUGGAAAUAUAUCUGAUUGCAUUGGGCGCAAUCCAGGAAGAAGGUACAGAGAGAAGAUGAGGAUGAAAAUAUUGGUUCUGUGGGACAGCACCCCUUGGCCUGAUGACCAUAUAUAUCUCCACAACACGGUGGCACAGGAACGCAGAGAGCUGAGGAGACUACUGCAUCCGAGCCGGCCUGGAGCCCAGCCACCGACAGUAGCAUUGGAGGCUGGCGGUGUUGGGAGGACCACCCUGGCCAUGAAGGUCAUGCCACACUGGGCAGAGGGCAUACUCUUUCAGCACCAGUUCUCCUGUGUUUUCUACCUCAGCUGCCACAAGGUGGGAGAGAUUGUGAACACCACCUUUGCUGGCCUGCUCUCCUGGGACUGGCCUGACUCUCAGGUCCCCAUUGAAGAGUUCAGGAGUCAUCCCGAGAGCCUCCUGUUUGCCAUUGAUGGCUUUGAAGAAAUGACUGUGUCUUCCAACUUGUACGAAAGCCCGCCCUGUACAGACUGGUACCAGCAGCUCCCAGUGGCCAGAAUCCUACUCCACUUGUUGAAGAAGGAGUUGGUUCCCACAGCUACCUUACUGAUAACGACCAGAGACUGUGGUAAUCAAGAUCUUAAAAAUUUGUUAGUGAAUCCAUGAAGCUUGGGGAGAGAAUCGGUUGUCGUCUCAGGGUUCACAGAGGGAGACCGGGAGGAGUAUUUCAUCAAGUUCUUUGGUGACCUAGACAAAGCUAAUAAAAUCUUGAAUUGGUUAAGAAAAAUGGAAACUCUUUUUGAUUCCUGCUCUGCCCCCCUGGUGUGCUGGACUGUGUGUUCCAGCCUGAAGUGGCAGACGGCAAGUAAUCCUUCUUUCUGGCUGGCCACACAGACCACCACCAGCAUCUAUGCCUAUUUUUUCUGCAGCUUGUUUGCCACGGCGGAGGUGAGCUUGUCAGAUCAGAGCUUGCCGGCACAGUGGAGAGCCUUGUGCCCUCUGGCUGCAGAGGGGAUGUGGUUCUCAAACUUCACAUUUGCAAAAGAGGUCAUGGAACAAGGGCAUCUGGAAGCCUCUUUUAUUGAUUCUCUCUUGAGGUUGAAUAUUCUUCGAAAGGUCAGUGACUGGGAAGAGUGCAUUUCUUUCACUCACCGAGGUUUCCAGGCAUUUUGGGGGGCCAUGUUUCAUGUGCUCUGGGGAACAAGAGGAUCCCUUGGUGGUCCCUCAAAGCAUCAAGAGAUGAGGAUGAGGGUGUUCCUGAAUGACGCCUUUGCUAACACAAACUUCUGCUGGCAUCAGAUGGCUCUUUUAUCCUUUGGUCUUUUAAAUACAGACCUAGCAAGAGAGCUAGAAGAUACUUUACACUGUGAAAUGUCUCCCAGGGUAAUGGACGAAUUAUUAGACUGGGCAGAAGGGUUGGAGAACCAUGAUGCUGUCUCAGUCCACUUCGGAUUCCUACAGUUCUUCCAGUGCUUACGUGAGACUCAGGACGAAAAUUUUAUAAGGCAGAUUUUGAAUCACCUCCUUGAAGCUGAUCCUGACAUUCAUGGGUAUCAGCGCCUCCAGGUUUCUUCCUUUUGCCUAAAGCACGGUCAAAAGUUACGUAAGCUGAGGCUCUCUGUCAGCGGUCCCAUCCUUGAGAUGAAAUUAACUUCUGCCGUGGAAACUCUGGAGACAGGGGUUGCCGAUUUCAGGAAACAUCAGUGGGAGGACAUUUGCUCUGUGUUGUGCAAUGGGAACAUGAGAGAGCUGGACCUGAGUAACAGCAAGCGUAAUACUUCAUCUAUGAAGGAACUCUGUUAUAAGCUGAGAAGUCCAAGGUGCAAACUCCAAAAACUGACGUGCAAGUCGGUGUCUCCUGUGAAGAUUCUGAAGGAGCUUGUCAUCGUGCUUCAUGGUAACCACAAGCUGACCCACCUGGAUCUGAGCUCUAACAACCUAGGAAUUACUGUGUCCAAGAUGAUUUUUAGAACUUUGAGGCACUCAGCCUGCAACCUCAAGUAUCUGUGGUUGGGAUCGUGUGGCCUCACCCCUAGGGUUUGUCUUGAGCUCUUUGUGGAACUCAGCAAGAACUCAAGUCUGAAAUGCCUCAGCCUGGGGGACAGUGAUUUCUCUAACGUUGAGCUGAAAAGACUGCAGGGGCCCAUUGGGAUGUCCAAGUGCUCCCUGAAGCAGCUGUCCCUGGAGAAAUGCAGCCUGUUGGCGGCCCACCGUCAGGACCUGGCCUUGCUUCUCAUCAGCACCCAGGGAAUGACUCGACUGUGCCUGGGAAUUAAUCAGCUCCAGGAUGAUGAUGUGAGGCUGCUGUGUGCUUCCCUGCCUCACCCCGAGUGUGUCUGAGAGAGACUGGUGUAA